AUGGAAACUUGGGCAUUUAAUGUUGGAUGCGGAUUAAUUGCAAGUGCUCCCGUUGCAGCAGGACAUUUCAUAUUAGGUAAACAAAUGCGUUACAUCGUUCUUGCUUGGCUUUGCGCCUUUGUCGCAACAAUUGUUUUAGUUCUUUGCUCACUCAGUGCAUUAUUCAUUAAAGAGAAAUAUGAAAACGCAUGGAAGAAUGCAAGAUGGUACACUCUUUUGUACUGCGUUCCUUUCGAAGCAGUUGGAAAAUGUUUAAUCAAAUUCUUUGCUUGCCGUCAAUCAUUCUUACGCUACCCAUCUAAUCGUGCUUCUAUUGGUUUAGCAUGUGGUAUCGGCUUUUCACUUGCUCAUAUUCUUUGUUUAUAUUAUCCAAUGUUAUUCGAUCAAUCACUCGGUAUUGAUAUUACAGAAAAUCACUCCAAGCGUUUUCCAAAUGCUCUCGAUUUAGCAAUUGGAUAUCAUGCUGCCAGCGUUUUCCAAAUCGGUGUUUCACUAUUUUUACUCAGAUUCGCUAACUUGAACAUUUUCAUAGCCGGAUUCUUAGUCAUGGCUGCUCAAUUUGGCUUUAGCGCUAUUUCUAUUAUACAAGAACCCUACGUAAAGGAUCCAAUCAUGGUUGUUAUCGGUUACUUAGUAGCAUUAAUGGGUGCUUAUUCUUACAGAUCCAUGAAAUUUGAAGAACUCGUUAACCAGGACGAUAAAGUUCAAGUCGAUGAUUAA
Messenger RNA from Trichomonas vaginalis G3, 720 nucleotides. RefSeq lists its product as uncharacterized. The transcript has a single exon. The record is from RefSeq and is a predicted model, not a curated record. Bases 1 to 720 code for a protein of 239 amino acids. Lineage: Eukaryota; Parabasalia; Trichomonadida; Trichomonadidae.